AUGUCAAACCGACGUGGUGGGAAAUCUUCUCACUCUUCUCGUAGACCUGUAGCUUCUAAUAAGGAGCCUGAUACGGUACUCAAAGAAAAAUAUGGCCCUUACCCAGGACAAACAAACGAUAGACACAGCGGAUUAACGCCGAUCGUGCCGCACAUUACCACAGGCGGAGUUGGGAAAGUCGAUGCGAGUACUUUAAGAAGAGAACAGCAACAGAAGAAUGCGUUUUACAACUUUACCGCAAAGCAAUUGCUUGAUUUGGAUGCGAAUAUAACAUCGACAAGAUCUUUGAAAGAAAGCGAUUUGAACAUUCCAUUACUACCCUGCUUUAAAAGAGACCGGUGGAAAACAAAUGGCAAUCCAUAUACUCUUGGUCGAUUAGGACCCGGGAAAUGGUUUGCUCAGAACGAUGUUGUGUGGGAACUAUUACAACCGACUCUUCAACUUGCCUCAAUGUUAUUAAUAAACAUUCAGAGUGACUUGUAUGAUACUUUCUUGUGUGGCAAACGAAUCCCAAUCGAUCCUGAAAGAAUUCCUGAAAAUCUACCAGAGCGCGCCACACCACAAUUCGUAAAGACUCUUUUUUCUACCAAGCCGAGAGGAUUAGUUCCAGAUGAUCCAGCUCUCCAGAAGAGCAAGAAGAUGCUCUUACAUGCAAUGUCAAGUUUCGUUUUCUUGAAGUUCAAAGACGUUACCGAGACGUUUUCUUUCAAUGGCUGUACCAAGUGUGGGUUGCAGAAAAUCCCAGAUAGUAUACCAAUUCUUCACUGUCAUAUCAUCUUAAACCACACAAACCUCGAACCUUUACUGCGACCCAAUAUCACAGCUUCUGAGAAACUGGCAUAUCAAUGGAGAGUGGCCGUCACACUCACUCAUGAAUGGCAAGUGACACCUCCUCUAUAUUUUCAUGCAAUGUUCAACAUUAGCGAAUUCAUUCGGGCAAAAAGAGAUAAAUUUCUGUCAAGUUGGAACCUGGGCUCGGAGCCAUAUUAUGAGAAUCACUCGAUUCAAGAGUGCGGCUUUUUGAUGGAGCAGGUUGCUCUUGGUGGUGUUACUCGUGGGGAGCGGAAUCCAAAGGGCUCUUUGUAUCCUACAACCGCUCUUUUCUGGACCGAGUGGCCAACGGUAUAUUGGGCGAGUUAUACGUCCAGUUUUACGUUAAAAACACCCGCUCUCAAUCCUCGAUACAAUUUUUACCCGAUACCAGUAACUCAUUUUGAAGACGUUCACCAGAUGAGUUUCUGGCUUCAUACUGUCAGAGCAUUUGGUACCAAGAUGCUUGGCCUUAGAUCCAACAAGGUGAGAAUGCAGGUUACUCGACUUCCGCAUUUUCCUGACGUCUAUGUACUAAGUACGGAUGAUGCCGAAAUUAAACACUUUGAGUGGAAAGCUACGCAUAUGACUCUAAAAUCAAAGCAGGAUAUGAGUCCAGAUGAACGAAGAGCUUGCAAAGCUGGGGAUGAUUUAAUUAAAAGGGCAGAAUUGAAUGAAGUGUUUUUCAUCGAAAGCUCAGAACAAUCCAAUCAAUUAAAGGCUAUUGUCGAUUUUAAUAGAAGUCUAAAGGAUAGACUUGAAGCUAUUACUUCGGGUACUCAGUCUGUUCAAGGGCAGGAAAUAAAACAGCAAGAUCCGGUGGAGAUCAUCAAGAUAUCCAUGCAGACUCAAUAUGAUAUGCUUAUGGGUGCUACAAUGGCUCAUCGUGCAGCUGUUAACACCUAUUUUCAAAUGGCAAUUUUUGGAGAUGUAACCAUCGAGAUUAAAGAUCAUUUAUUGAUGUUCAACCAAGGAUUUAGAGGAUUCGCCAGACAGAUCGCUCACGAAUACUGGACGGAUGAAUUAUCUCGAGACUAUGAAGACAUAGAUGAACGGCUAGAAUUUGUGCGACAAAUGUUAUAUUCGCCUGCCGACGAAAAAAGUCAAAAGUAUGCAUUGGAAUAUGAGGAAUUUGGAGAUAUUGCAAUCAUUAUGAACGCCUACGACCAAUUCCACACUGAACCUGAGUAUAUGGGACAGGUGAUUUCUCAAGGAGUGGAAGUCUUAGAAACUCGAUGGAGAAGUUCCCGAUAUGCCAGGACUUGCGCAAAUAUUAUAAAGUUGGCUAAAAGUAUAGUAACUGAAGAGACUGAAGACGCAUUUGAUACGAUUAACAAGAUCGAAGCUAAGAUACAAACACUGAUAUUUUUGUUGAAUGGGGAAGAGAAUAAGCGUUGCGAUUCGUGGACAUCGACACUGGAUGAUAUGAUUAAGAAGAUGAGAAAGAUCUCAUCAGACUUGUUUGAUAAGAUUAUGGCCACGGAGGAUAUUUAUAUGGAUAAAUAUGAUCCUAUGGAUGUGGAUGAUGUAUCAAUGGUUAAUGAUAUGGACGAUACUGAUGAGAUGGAUCUCGUUCCCGGUCAGCCCGCUUGA
This is a messenger RNA of Botrytis byssoidea, 2403 nucleotides long. RefSeq lists its product as uncharacterized. Lineage: Eukaryota; Fungi; Ascomycota; Leotiomycetes; Helotiales; Sclerotiniaceae. The coding region runs from base 1 to 2403 and encodes 800 amino acids. The transcript has 4 exons. The record is from RefSeq and is a predicted model, not a curated record.